AUGGCACAAAAAAAGUCCGAGUCCUUCACCAUUAGGACGCCCUGCUCCUCCGCCAACAUUGGCCCCGGCUUCGACGUCAUCGGCCUCGCCCUCUCCAUCUACCUCGAACUCACCGUCACCAUUGACCGCUCCAAGACCAAGUCCGAAUACCCUCUCAACUGCCGCAUAACGUACGAGGGCGAGGGUGAGAACUCCGGGGACAUCUCGCUCGACCCCUCGAGCAAUCUCAUCACCCGCGUUGCCCUCUACGUGCUUAGGUGCCACGACCAGCGCGCCUUCCCCGUCGAGACCCAUGUACACAUCAAGAAUCCAAUUCCCCUCGGCCGUGGCCUAGGAAGCUCGGGCGCUGCUGUGGUAGCGGGUGCUAUUCUGGGAAAGGAGGUUGGCGGGCUCCAUCACCUUGACAACGAGAGGAUAUUUGACUUUGUCUUGAUGAUUGAGCGACACCCCGACAAUGUCGGCGCUGCGCUAUUCGGUGGCUUCGUCGGCACCUAUCUGAAGCCGCUCUGUGCCAAGGAUGUCGCGCGUGUCGAGAUCCCCCUCAGCGAGGUCCUCCCAGAGCCGGCCGGAGGUGUUGACACUGGAAAGCGACCUCCCGAGCCGCCGUUCGGCAUUGGCCAUCGCAUCAGCUUCCCCUGGGCCAAGGAGAUCAAGGCGAUAGCUAUCAUUCCCGACUUUUUCGUCGCCACCCACGAUGCCCGCUCAGUUCUUCCCAAGGAUUACUCUCGAGCCGAUGUCACAUUUAACCUCCAAAGGAUAGCCCUUCUCCCAGUCGCCCUCGGCCAGUCGCCACCCGACCCGGAACUCAUCUACCUCGCGAUGCAGGACAGGAUUCACCAGCCCUACCGAAGCACCCUCAUCCCCGGCCUCGGAGAGAUCGUCAGCUCAAUGUCUCCCUCCACGCAACCAGGCUUCCUCGGCUGCUGCCUAUCGGGAGCGGGCCCCACCAUUCUCGCCCUCGCCACGAGCAACUUUGAGGAAAUCGCCAACAAGAUCAUCUCGAUAUUAAAGAAGUCCAAUUCUAAGCCGGAUCUCGCCUGCCAAUGGCGCAUCCUCGAGCCUGCUAAGGGCACCGAAGUUAUUAGGUAA
Molecule: messenger RNA, 1089 nt
Organism: Scedosporium apiospermum
Lineage: Eukaryota; Fungi; Ascomycota; Sordariomycetes; Microascales; Microascaceae
Product: Homoserine kinase
Exons: 3
Coding region: 1-1089 (362 amino acids)
Biological process (GO): L-threonine metabolic process
Molecular function (GO): homoserine kinase activity; ATP binding
Source: RefSeq, a predicted model, not a curated record